Prorocentrum cordatum is the source of this 5598-nucleotide messenger RNA. Lineage: Eukaryota; Dinophyceae; Prorocentrales; Prorocentraceae. The record is from the annotation of a GenBank genome assembly.
AUGCAGGCGGCGGCUGGCUGGGUUCUUGGGAUCCUCGCGUCCCGCUGGUCCGCGCCGGCGCCGCCCGCGGACCCGUCCUGCACCUGCGUCUUCAGCGGGCACGAGCCGAGCUCGGGCGUGCUGGACAUCCUCCGGGAGCAGCUCUCGCGCUGCGGCCCGGAGCACCUCGGGGCGGCCUGCCCCGCGUGCCCGGCCUGCGUCUGUCCGCAGUGCCCGGCCCCAGCGGCUCCGUGCGGGGCCUGGGCGCUCGCGGUCCUCGUCGGGCUCGCGAGCUUCGCCGCCGGCGUGGCCGCUGCGGCCGCCUGGCUGCUUCGGGCGGGGGCGCCUCGCGCCGUCCUGCCGCCGCUGGCCCUCGCGGAGGGCCCUGCUGGGGAGCGCGCGGGUGCGGCGACGCCGGCGACCCUCCAGCGAGUGCGGAGGGCGCUUGACGUGCCCUACGCCCAGUGCCUGGUGCGGUACGACGACGACGAGAACUUCCAGUGGCACCACAGGGUCCUCCUCGUCAAAGGGCCGGACCAAUGGUGGGUCUGGGUCACGCCCGACGGGGAGAUUGCGGCGGCCAACCUGGGUGGCUUGCGCGUGUGCGCCCUCCAGCGGGGGGGCGCCUUCCCCGACCGCCACCGGGGCAACAUGUACGUCUUCGACGAUGCCGACGUGGACGCCGCAGAGAUGCAUCAGUACUACCGCGAGGCGCGGGCGCUGGGGGACAUCCUCGGGUACCCUGCCUCGGCCGCCCCCCUCGCCGGGGACGAGCGCUGGUUCGUCUCGGACCCGACCUCGCUCCACUACGGGGAGGAGGUGCCCGCGGCCGCCAUGGGCAACGACGAGCUGCUCAUCCGCCGGGGCGAGGUGGGCCUUGUGUUCAUCGACGAUGUGUGGCAGACAGCGGUGCGGGUCGAGGCCGGCGGCUCCUUCGAGGAGUGGCAGGCUCGGGCUCGUGGAGGGCCUGGUCGCGACCCGCGCAUUGCCGGCGACGAGCGGGACGAGGAGAAGGACCGCUUCAUGAGCUUCCGCACCUCGGUCUCGAAGAUGCGCGAGCAGGCCGUCCCUGGGUGGCCCCUCAAGGGGAAACGGGCUACGCGCGAGGCUUGCCUCGCUCUUCGGGAUGCCGGACAGGAGGGUUGGGACGAACACCACACGACGUGGGUCAGGAGGUCCGGCAUCCCGGAGAAGAGCAACACCGCCCGCGAGCACCGGAUGCUCUGCUCGGUGCUCCGCAUCAUGCAGCAGUUCGACCAGCUCGACCUCUACAACGUGGCGGGGGUGGAGUACAUGGUGCGCCGCUUGAAGCAGCUCGAGGCCGCCACCAGGCGGAACCCGAGGCAGCCCGACUUCGACGGGCUCGACGUGGUGCUGGACGCCGCCAUCGACGAGUCCGGCGGCUUCGUGCUCCCGGCCUUCGACGCCUGGGUCGGCGAGCAGCAGCGGUCCGAGGCGGCCAUCAUGAAGGCGGGGAGGCAGUGGCGGGAGGAGACUUCGGCGGGCGGCUCGAAGGACAAGCCGCCGAAGCAUCCCAAGAAGGCCGUUCGCUCGAUCAACGACCUCUCCCGAGCCUCGGUCCACGGGUUCGGCAGCGUGCCAGCCCGUGGCUCCACCACGCCCGGCGCGCCCUCCGCCACGCAGGCCAGUUGCCUCGCUCACCUGCGUCGCAACAUCGGCCGGCACGGCCCGCGGCCGCCUGGGCUCACACCUCGCGGAGCCCUUCAGGAGCUCCUCAAGUCCGACUCGCUGUGCGCCGGGGCGCCCUCCAAGGUCGCACCCUACUGCGAGGACAAGCUCAAGUUCUGGAAGUCGAAGAUCGUCCCGAAGUGCGUCGAGGACAUCUGCCCCGACUUCGUCGUCCGCGCCUUCGCCGACCCCGAUCGGUACGUGCGGAAGCCGGACAGGGUCUUCCUGGCGGAUGCGGAGGGGCUCGACCCCAUCGUGCCCUACUGGGACCCUCACCUCGCUGGCUCGCCCGACGCGCGGGUCAGAUUCGUUCGCCGCCUGGCGGAGCGAGGCCUUGUCGGCUACCGUCGGCGCAUUCGUGCUCGCGUGGGCUGCUUCUUCGUCGAGAAGAAGGGUGGGUUCAUCAGGCUCGUGGUCGACGCCCGCGAGACGAACCGGACCCACUGGAGUCCUCCGCACGCUGCCCUCGGGACCCCGGCCGCGCUCGCGGAGCAGGACUGGUCGGACGCCGCCCUGGGAGCCUCCGACGCGGCCUCGGCGCCCGCCAUCUACGGUGCCUCGCUCGACCUGGCCGACAGCUUCUACCAGUUCUGCUCGGACGCCCUCGCGGAGGACUUCGGCAUGGACUACCCCGAGCCCGCGUCGGUGUACGGGGCGACGCACGUCUGGGAGGACGGCCGCCUCAUCCCCGUCGGCGCCGACGAGGUGGUGUUCCCCGCCUUCCGUGGCGUCGCCAUGGGCUGGAGCUGGGCUCUUUGGGUCGUUCACUCCUCGGUCACUUCGUGGGUGGGUCACGCGCUCUCGGGCGGGCCUGCGAGCCUCGUCUUGGACCGUCAGCCGCCGCGCCCGGCGGCACCGGGCAGGCCCGCCGGCUCCGUCUACGUCGACAACGUGGGGAUCCUGGGCCUCUCCGUCGCUGAUGCCGCGGCGGGCCUGGCCAGCGUCAUGGAGGAGCUCGACCGCCGGGGCAUCGUGUACCACGAGGUCUGCGAGCCGUCCCUCGAGUUCGGUAUGGUGGGCGUGGUGUAUGAUGGCGCCCGUCGGACUCUGCGCCAUUCCGACGAGCGGGCCUGGCGGCUCUACCUCGCCUGCCUGGAGCUGGAGCGCCCGGGCGUGCCCCGUGCUGCGUGGCAGGUGCGGGUCGUCCUCGGGCACUUCAUCCAGCACUGCCUCCUCUUGCGGCCAGCCAUGUCCAUCUUCCGCCACCUCUACAGGUACGUGGAUGAGUGCCGACUCGGGCCGCCUUCCCCUCUACCGAGUCCCGCUCGGCAGGAGGUCCGCGUCUUCCGAGGGCUCAUCUUCCAGGCGGUCGUCGACCUCGCCGCGCCCGUGUCGGACAUCGUGCUCUGCUCCGACUCCUCCGAGGCGGGCUACGCCCUGCACCGCCGGCGCUGCGACCCCGAGGCGGUGCGCCGGCUCGCGCGGCUUCGGGAGCGCUGGCGCUUCACGCCUGACGAGAAGCGGCCCGAGGCCCUGGAGGACGACACCUACACGCCUGGCUGGCUUCCUGGCGCUGGAGGGGUGCUCGGAGAGGGGGGCCCCAGCUGCGGCAUCGCGACCUGGGCCCCGCCGCCGAGGAGGGCCGACGAGCGCCCCCACGGUACCGUGCGGGCUCGGGUUGCCCAGGCACCGCGGCGGGCGACCUUCGAGGACAUCCCCGACGAGCUCGUCGCCCCAGACGCCUGGUCGCUGGUCGUGGAGGGUGCUUGGAGGACGCGGGCGCCCAUCCAUAUCCUGGAGGCCCGGAUCGCCCUCGCGGGGCUUCGGCACGCCUCCAGGAGCCUCGAGUGCCACGGGCGCCGCGUCCUCAGCCUCGGGGACAACAUGGCCGAGGUGCUCUCGACCGAGAAGGGCCGCGCCGUCGACGUCGGCCUCGGCUCCGUGUGCAGGCGCAGUGCCGCCAUCCAGGUGGCCACCGGCAUCCGCUGGCGGCGCCGCUACAUCGACACAGAGAGGAACGUCAGCGACGGUGGCUCGCGCAAGGCCCUGCAGGGCCUGUACCGCCCUGGCACCCCAGGCGCGUGCCGGCCCCCCCGCGUGACGUGCUCCUUCGGCGAGGUCUUCUCGGGCUGCGGGCGCUGGACUGGUGCCCUGGCCCAGGCGGGCCUCGUCGUCGCGGCCCCCAUGGACAUCAAGCACGGGCCCUGGUGCGACCUCCUCAACCCGAAGGUCGAGUCUCAGGUGCGUUCCUGGAUCACCUCCCGGGCCGUCUGGUUCGUCCACUUCGGCACCCCGUGCACCCCGUGGUCCAUCUCUCGGCGAGGGGCUCGCGAAGUCUCCGCCAUCAGGGCAGCCCGACGGUGUGCUCACGUCACGGUGCGUCUCUUGGAGGUCUGCAGCCGCUACGGGAUUCACUGGUCUCUGGAGAACCCUCAGUCCUCGGGCCUCUUCCGUUGGGCCCCACUCCGGAAGUUCCUGGACCAGCACUCACGCUCCUGGGCUACCUAUCACUGCUGCCGGUUCGGCGCGCCUUACAAGAAGCCCACCACUAUCGUCUCAAGUCUGGGGGCCCUGCACGACAUCGGCCUGCUCUGCGAGGGGGGCCACAGGCACGAGCACUUGUCUGGGAAGGUACGUGUCCGUGCGUCCACGGGAGGGCUCAAGUAUCAGUGGAAGACCACGUUGGCCGGCGCGUACCCCCCGGGCGCCUGCCACCUCGCUGCCAGCAUCUUGGCAGCGGCGGCGCCGCGCGGCGCCAAGAGGCCAGAUGGUGCUCCACUACUUGAGGAACGAUGGCAGGCUGACCUCUGCCGGGCGGCGGGCUGCGACUUCGGUCCUCAGGCCCUCCCGUGCCCGACCUGUCCCUCGCGCUGGGCCCCGCUCUGGAGGUCGGACGCCGAGCAGUGGGGCGGCGAGGCUCCGGCCGAAGGCCGCGGCCCAGUGCGCCGACGCCCCGCCGCUGUUGUGGCCGCGCGGCGGCCUCGCGUCCGACGGGAGCCCGCUGACUACAACCCUGGCUUCCUCCGGCGCUCGAGGGUGACCGCCACGACCGCCGUGCGGUACCACGCCAGCCUGCACGAGUUCGCCGCGCAGAUGGGCCUGGACCCGGCGCGCUGGACCGCCCGCGACCUCCCUGCCGUCGACGCUGCCCUCGACCGCUUCCUCGAGGAGCUCUUCGUGGCCGAGCGGUCGCGGGGCGAUGCUCGGUAUGCGCUGGCGGCUGUCGCCGACCACUUCAACGUCAGCCUCCGCCAGCCUGGGGUCCUCCCGAUCGCACGCGCUGCCAUGGCUGGCUGGGGCAAGCUGGAGCCUGACUCGACUUCGGAUCCCCUCCCGUGGUCGGCCGCGGUGCUGAUGGCGUACCACCUGUCGCGGACUGGCGUCGAGUCUGACCUCGAGGCCGCCCGCGGCCUCGUUGUGCAGUUCGACACCUACCUGCGGCCCUCGGAGCUGGUGCUCAUGCCCCUGGUCGCGUGCUUCACGCCGGGCAUGCACGCUGGGGCUCACUACAACAAGUACGGGAUGGUUGUCGCGCCGUCCUGCCAGGUGGCCGGCCAGCUCGUCGGCAUCCGCACCAGCAAGACCGGCGUGCAGGACGACACCGUCCUCCUUGAUGAGGCCAGCCGACCUGGCGUUGUCGGUGCCUUCGCAGCGCUCAUCCGCCAGGCCCGCCGUGCUCGCUCGCAGACGCUGCUCCCUAGCCACACGUAUGCCUCGUACAAUAAAGUGCUGCAGCGGGCCGCCCAGGCCGUAGGCAUUCCUUUCAAAGUCACGCCUCACCUUGCCAGGCACGGGGGGCCCAGCGAGGACUUCCUUCGCCGUGCCAGGACGCUGCCCGAGAUCCAGGCGCGCGGGCGCUGGGCCUCUUUUCGCAGCGUGCAGAGAUAUGAGAAGGCCGGCCGCCUCCUCGCGGCCAUCCGCAAGCUUCCGCCUGCUGUCCGGGCCGCAGCCUGCAAGGCCGAGGCUCGCGGACUCUCUUUUCUGGCAUGA